AUGUGCUGCCUAAUAUCUGCUGGUGGGUUAAAUUUAAUUCAACUACAAAAAUGGAACCAAGCAGCAGUUGCAAAAUUAUGUUGGGACCUUGCACACAAGGAAGACAAGUUAUGGAUCAAAUGGAUCCAUACUUACUAUAUUAAGGACCAGCAGUUGGGGGAUUGUGUAAUCCCUCAACAAGCUAGCUGGAUGACAAAGAAGAUUUUGGCCUCUAGAUAUAUUAUGUUGCAGUCCUACCUACCAUCCCCUCAACACCAAAGCAUGAUCAGAACCUUUUACUUGCAGCUCAUAGGGGAUUUACCAAGAGUACAAUGGAAAUGCCUGAAGUUUGGUAAUAAAGCUAGGCCUAAAGCAUGCUUUGUUAUGUGGUUGUGUCUCCAACAAAGAUUAUUAACUGCCGAUAGGCUACUUAAGUGGGAUAUAGAGGCUUCUCCAACAUGUGUUAUGUGUCAACAAGAUCCGGAGUCCCAUGAGCACUUAUUUGUUACCUGCACUGUAGCCAAAACUCUAUGGGCUAAAGUCUUGAGAUGGAGUAACAAUCAACUCUGUAUUGCUACAACGUGGAAUGAGUUUGUUCAAUGGGGAAUCAGUUCUGCUAAGGGAAAAGCACAACAAGCACAACUGUUCAAGAUGGUAUUUGCUGAAUGCACCUAUGCUUUAUGGACUGAAAGAAACCAAAGGUUAUUUGAGAGUACGAGUAGACAUGUGGAUCAGUUGGCAAAGGACCUGGCUGUUAUAUGCACUGUACGAGUACCUCCUGGGCUGCAAACUCUAAUUCAUAGUUUCCAGUUUUGA
Molecule: messenger RNA, 795 nt
Organism: Lycium barbarum (goji berry)
Lineage: Eukaryota; Viridiplantae; Streptophyta; Magnoliopsida; Solanales; Solanaceae
Exons: 1
Coding region: 1-795 (264 amino acids)
Source: RefSeq, a predicted model, not a curated record